UCCGCCGCGUCAGUUGUUGUAACCACACUUUUCUCGCUUUUUGUUGGUCUCCUCCGCCGAUUUUCAGACACUAGUUUCUGUCCGAAAAGAGUUUCAGUUGUUAAAAUUUAAAUUACUUUUUUUUCCCGUACAAAAUCGAAAAAAAAUGUCAUCGUUUCUCAAUUUUCCGGCCAUUUCACCUCGUCCAUCUGCUUUUCCCGGCGCUUCAUUUCGUCCUCGCUUUUCAUCUCCAGGAUUGUUCAAGUCUUGUGUUAAGUGCAGUUAUGCUGAAGAAGCUACAAUUGACAUUGUGGCAGAUGUCAGAUCUGAAAGGGUUGUAGUCCUUGGAGGCAAUGGUUUCGUUGGCUCAGCUAUCUGCAAAGAAGCAAUCUCCAACGGAAUCGAGGUUGUAAGUGUCAGCAGGUCUGGUCGUCCUAGCUUGCAAGAUUCAUGGUUGGAUCAGGUUACAUGGGUUACUGGUGACGUUUUCUAUUUGAACUGGGAUGAAGUACUUCUCGGUGCCACUGCUGUAGUUUCGACCAUUGGUGGUUUUGGUAAUGAAGAACAGAUGAAAAGAAUCAACGGUGAAGCUAACGUUAUCGCUGUGAAUGCUGCUAAAGAUUUCGGUGUUCCUAAGUUUGUCUUGAUCACUGUUCACGACUACAAUCUUCCACCAUUUGUUCUAUCCAGCGGUUACUUCACCGGAAAACGUAGCGCUGAGGCAGAACUCCUCUCCAAAUAUCCCAACUCCGGAGUUGUGCUGAGACCAGGUUUCAUUUACGGGAAACGAAAAGUGAACGGAUUCGAGGUCCCGCUUGAUCUGGUCGGGGAGCCACUAGACAAGAUCUACGAUGCUGCAGAGAGGUUCAUUAGGCCGUUGAGGUCUCUCCCUGCGUCUGAUCUCAUCUUGGCUCCACCGGUUAAAGUCGAUGAUCUAGCACUUGCUGUGAUUAACGCCGUUAAAGAUGACGACAUCUUUGGCAUUUUCACUAUUGAGCAGAUCAAAGAAGCAGCUGCAAAAAUGAGAGCCUUUAGCUACUAAAACAGCUUCUUCCUGUUCCUCUCCCUUUACAUACUUUGUAACCGUAAAAUACCGUAUAUAUUUUUGCUUGUUUCGCGACGAGCGAGCAAUCGUAAAAUUUCGGGACCGGAGAUUUAUGUUAUAACUAGGCCUUGCCCGCGUAAAUGAUAUCAUAAAAAAAAUUCAUAAGUUGA
Molecule: messenger RNA, 1194 nt
Organism: Raphanus sativus (radish)
Lineage: Eukaryota; Viridiplantae; Streptophyta; Magnoliopsida; Brassicales; Brassicaceae
Exons: 7
Coding region: 146-1021 (291 amino acids)
Cellular component (GO): mitochondrion
Molecular function (GO): protein-containing complex binding
Source: RefSeq, a predicted model, not a curated record